UUUAGGUAAAGGACGGACACGCUAUCGGUUAUAUAUGUGUCUGUGGCUGUUGACGGCCUGUUUGGGGCUUCUGCCUGCAAAUCCCGUGCCAUCGUAUCCCGCCUCCAAUAUAGUGGUGGUACAAGGCGUGCCGUCCCCUAUACUAGUACCGACGACGGCGGCUCCCACGACGGCAGCAGCUGUAACAAAUGCACCCCCGCCAACAGGAAUGCCAACUGGCAUGCCAACCGGAAUGCCAAUGCCCGCUCCAACUGGCGCUCCUACACCGCCACCAACUCCGCCGACUCCGCCACCCACGACCACAACUCCAAGAGCGACGACCGGCUCCCUCCCCAUUGAUCCGAGACUCGGAACGACCCCAGGAGUAUCCGCGCAGUAUCAAGGCCCACCGAUAACUGGCUAUAGCGGCCAAAUUCAGACAGCUGAUACGGCCGUGAAAUUCCCCAGACAAAGGAGAGAAGCGGCUUACGAUGCAGAGCUGAGUGUGAAUAUAUUAAAGAUGAGAUGGAAGAAUACAGUGGAGCCCCAUAAGAUUCGUAAGCGACAGAGCUGUCGUUGUGUCCCGGCUGGUACCUGCGUCAAAACGACAUACGGACAAGGAAUGAUAGACAUAAGGAUCGUGACACCGGUAGCGCAAUGUCCGACUGGCCAAGAAUAUUGUUGUGGAAGUACUACAGCGCCCAUCGCUUGUGGUACGUUGCAGACAGUGCCUGCCACAAGUGUAGCACCCGCUGCAGGUCAGGCUAGCUUUGGAGAAUAUCCAUGGCAGGCGCUGAUACUUACGAAGCAAAAUGAGUACAUAGCAGGUGGUGUGCUUAUAAAUCAACUUAAUGUUCUGACUGUGACUCACCGAAUGACUCCAUACGUUGUUUCAGGUACAGCUCCUAAUGUGAAAGUGCGUUUAGGGGAAUGGGAUGCUGCAGGCACAUACGAGCCAGUGCCAUUCCAAGAGUAUAAUGUGGCUAAGGUCUUCUCUCACCCGUCUUACAACGCGGGUACUCUGCAGUAUGACAUAACAGUUCUGAGACUAGCAUCGGCAGUACCCUUCACUCCAGCUACUGGUUCCACUACAACGAUAAACAGAGCUUGUCUUCCUCCGUUAGCUACUGCCACAUAUACCGGGCAAAGAUGCUGGGUCGCUGGUUGGGGAAAGGAUAUGUUUGGUAUGCAAGGGCAGUACCAGAAUAUUUUGAAAGAGGUUGACGUGCCUAUUGUGGAUCCCGCCACCUGCCAGACGCAGAUGCAGACUGCUCGGCUCGGCCCUACCUUCGUGCUUGAUACCACUUCCUUCAUAUGUGCUGGAGGAGAAGCUAAUAAGGACGCCUGUACAGGUGACGGUGGUUCGGGGCUGGUGUGUAACAUGAACGGUCAGUGGGUGGUAGUCGGGCUGGUGGCCUGGGGUCUCGGGUGCGCCAACCCCAACGUCCCCGGCGCCUACGUCAACGUGGCCGCCCUCCUACCCUGGAUACAGCAGCAAGUCGCCGCGCCGUAAAAUAAAAACUCUCUUUGUUAUCCGCUUUAUUAAUACUCGAUGCUAAUCUAAAAGAAACAUGUGAACAACGUUUAACAACUAACAACUUUAAAUUAAAAAAGUGUCCCCGUUUUCUUCUUUCAAACAAUAAUUAAAAGGCGACGCA
This is a messenger RNA of Aricia agestis (brown argus), 1637 nucleotides long. Its product is annotated as phenoloxidase-activating factor 2. Gene Ontology annotation, molecular function: serine-type endopeptidase activity. NCBI's taxonomy places the organism in Eukaryota, Metazoa, Arthropoda, Insecta, Lepidoptera, Lycaenidae. The transcript is spliced from 7 exons. Bases 35 to 1492 code for a protein of 485 amino acids. Gene Ontology annotation, biological process: proteolysis. The record is from RefSeq and is a predicted model, not a curated record.